GAUCCCGUGCUCAGCCUGCCAACAUGAUGAUUUCUGCCACCGAUGUGAACGAUGAGGAAGCCGAUGUGAAGAAUGAAGCCGGCACCAGUGAGACAAACCCCUCGCCUGAAAGUCGGAGCAAUGACUCCUUGCGUGCAUCCGCCGAUGGAUCUCUAGUUUCAAGUGUUCAACCUGCGGUUCCGACAGAUGUUCGUGUGCAGAAAGCCUUCACGAAUUUGCCAGAGACUCCAGCCAUUGAACAGUCUGUGUUGUUUGCGACCCACCAAACCAUAGGAAUUUUGGAUCUUGGAGCAUCACAGACCGUAAUGGGUCGGUAUCAGGUUGAUGAAUUCCUAGAACUGUUACCUGAAUCAGUUCGCUGUCGUGUAUUUGAACAGCCUGUGGACAUGUCGUUUCGCUUUGGCAACAACAGCGUUGUCCCAUGCAGAGUGGCGUUGAUGGUGCCUGUGGAUCGUUUUUGGAUUAAGAUUGCAGUUGUUGAUACCAGAACCCCAUUUUUGAUUUCCAACAAUGUUUGCAGAUCUCUGGGAGCAGUUAUUGAUACCACCAAUCAAACCAUAUGCUUUCGUGAGUUGGAUUGCACCAUGCCACUGAUACUUUCUGGCAAGAAACUCUUUCUGCUAGAUUUUUCGGAGCUAGUCUCGUUGCGACAUCCCAGACCUACUGAGCCCGACAAAACUACCAUGCUGAAAGCUGAGAAUGUCUGUGCGUGCCAGCCCGAAGAAUCCCCUCUUCCGUCCAAAGUGUUGCAUCACGAUGCAAUGGAGAUCAAUAAUGAAAAUUCUGGGGCAAGAUCAGCAGUUCCAGUGAAGCAACUGCCGAAGUUCUCCGGGAUCAAUUCGACAAUCAGCCCACCGAGAUUUCUAAGUCCUUACCUUGUGCGGGUAGCUAUGUCCUCAGCCAAUCUUGCGGAUCGUUUCGCUGCCAUUCAGGAGAUGCAGAACAAGACAAGCAAGGAGAAGACGCUGAUGGCCCUGAGCAUGGAAGAGCUUCAGAAUUUCACCAUCAAGUUCGGCACAGCAAAGGCCGGACUCACAUUCAAGGAGGUGGUCGAGACCGAUCCAAAGUACUGUCAGUGGUUCCUUCGUCAGUGGGGAGCCAGCGGCAAAAGCGAGCACCAAGAGUUCCUGUUCUUUCUGAACCUGUGGACGGAACGCAAGGAAACCGAGAUUGGGAUCGAUGGAUCAAAGACUGGCGCCCAACUGCCAGUGAAGCCUCAGCCAAAAGCCGGUGGCAAGGCUCAUGGAGCAUCCUCCACGGGGAUGCCGAUCGACCUCGAGAUCGACGAGGAGCCAUGGGAUCAGGUGUCCAUUGCCGAAUCCCUCAUGCCCUCCAAGAUGAUGAGCCGCAUCGACCAACUCGAGAAUGUUCUGAUGCAAGUUGUGAGUCAGUUGCAAAGCCUGACACCUCCGGCCGCAGCUGAGCCAAAAAUAUCUCGACCAGCCAGUCUGCCUGAACCGCGUGAGUUCAAUGACUGUGUGGGCUGCGAUCUCGUGACAUGGACCUCCCGUGCUGGAAAACAGUUUCAAUUCUUGCACAUGAUUGACGCUGCCACAAAUUUUCAGGUUGCUACCUCAAUUUUUCGAACUGAUGCCGAAUCCAUGUUUGAAACCAUGCAAGACUGUUGGUUCCACUGGGCAGGACCAUGUCAGCAACUGAUUGUUGACAAUGCGUCCCCGAUAUGUUCCGAUCAGUUUGCCGAAUAUGCUCAAGGUCAAAAUAUCCACCUUAGGGUGAUUGCAGCGUUUGCUCAUUGGCAGAAUGGAAAGACAGAACGUUAUGGAGAUAUCCUUCAGCACAUGCUUGAGAAAUUUGAUGUAGAUCGUGAAAUCAAGACGGAUUUGGAAUUCCGACAAGCCCUGCGCCUGUGUUGUCAAGCAAAGAACUCACUGGCCAGAUCAAAAGGAUAUACACCCGAAAUUCUUGUUCUGGGUAAAAGUAGAAAGAUGCCUGGUAGCCUAUGUGAAGGUCAUGCCGAUCCUGCUCAGUACCUAGCUGACUCAGAGAGUCCCGAGGGUAUCGCCUUUAGACAACACCUUGAAUACCGAGAACUGGCCAGAAAAGCAUUUGUGCAAACUGACAACAGUGAUCGUUUGAGACGAGCCUUUUUGAGACGUCAGCGACCGCAUCGUGGUCAUUUUGCAAGCGGUGCUUUUGUCAUGUUCUGGCGUCCCGGACGUGGUGAAAUCAAAGGAAAAUGGCAUGGACCAGCUAGGAUCAUAAUCCAGGAAUCUGAAAAUGUGAUUUGGAUUUCCUUUUCAAGUCGUGUGUAUCGGGUUGCACCUGAACAUGUUCGGUUCCUUUCCGAAAGGGAAGCCUAUCAAUACAGUACAACCCUGGAAGCCACCAAGAUGUUACCUCCUCCCAAAGAAUUGGGAAAAGGAGUUUUCCAAUAUGAAGAUCUGACAGGGUUUCAAGGAAUGCCACCUAGCAACCUGAGUCAUGAACAGAUGCCUGGAAACGAGAUGCCUUUGGAAGCUGCUCCUGCCGUUGAUGCCACACCGGAAGCAGAGAGUCAACCAGACUCUGAACCCUGCAUGCCUCCAGCCUCUCAGGCGGACAGUAAGUACACACCCACCACUCCACUGCAUGAAGAAACCAAUAAAACACCGGCAUUGAAACCAGAAGAGAUUCCUGUUCCUGAAGCUGAUGAUCUCAUGCUUGAGGAUGUUUGGGUGUGUCAGCCUGACAAGAUCCUGCGGAUUCACAACAAGCCUCGGUUUUCCACCUUUGAUCCAAGCAGUUGCCCAGACUGUCCUGUGGACAUCCUGCACUUGUCCGACACUCGUGUCACAACGGGCACAACUCCGACAGGAGCAGCUUGGCUCGAACAUGAUACGUGGGGGUGUCAUGAGAAUAUAUGGUGCAAAGAUCAUCCAUGGACUGGAGUCUCCGUUUUCAUUGUAGUUCCUGAUGCCGGACAAGCCAUUCUGUCCUGCGAAGACAUAAUGCAUGACCUGGAUGCUACGGAUGCAGCCAUUGAAGGUAAGAAUCGAAAGGCCAAAGCCAGACUUGUUGUUCUUGGUUACAUGGACCCCAAUAUCACUGAAAUACCAAGAGACUCCCCAACGUUGCAGCGCGAUUCUCGAUCUCUGUUGCUACAAUACUGUGCUGCACGUCGCUGGAAAAUUCGAAGCUUUGAUGUGAAGACUGCGUUCCUCAGAGGAUCCCGCCGUGAUAACCGUGUGUUAGGGGUAAAACCUCCUCCUGAACUCAGAGAAAAACUUCAGUUAAAGGAAAAUGAAACAUGUGAACUUCUGAAAUCCGCAUAUGGCCUGGUGAAUGCUCCAUAUCUCUGGUAUGUGGAAUUUAAGGAAUGUUUACUGUCACUGAAAUUCCAGCUCAGCCCGUUAGAUCCUUGCCUGUUUUCCUUGGUUGAUGAACAUGGAGUGGUACAUGGAUUGAUAGGAGUACAUGUGGAUGAUGGUCUUUGUGCGGGAGACGAGGUUUUUGACAGAGCUCUGCAGCAAUUGGAAAAUCGAUAUCCUUUCGGUUCUAAACGUGACACCAAUUUCACUUUCACUGGAAUCCAACUCACUCAAGACAAACAGUUCAACAUAUUUCUCAGUCAAAUGGAUUACAUUUUUGCAAUUGAAGCUAUUCCCAUUGAACGUCAACGAAGAAAACAAGAGUCACUGCCAGUAACCGAAGGAGAGCGCCAAAAUUUGCGUGGCCUCAUUGGCUCCCUGCAAUAUGCUGCUACAAAUACGCGUCCUGACCUCUCAGCACGUUUGAGCUUUCUCCAGUCAAAGAUAAACUGUGCUACCAUCAAAGACUUGUUGGAAGCAAAUCGACUCCUGGGAGAUACGAAGACGCAUGCUGAUGUGUCAAUCAAAAUAGCAAACAUACCAUGUGAUGACAUUCGAAUAGUUGCAUAUUCCGAUGCCUCUUUCGCCACACGAGAGAAACUUCAUAGCCAAAAGGGUGGUUUGUUUUUAGCUACUCAUAAGGACAUUUUUGAGCAGAAAAGCGCUAUUGCAAGCCCACUGUCGUGGUAUUCAAAGAAGAUUGACCGUGUUGUAGCAAGUACUUUGGCAUCCGAAACAUAUGCACUGUUAUCCGCAGUGGACACUGCCAACUGGCUCCGUUUGAUGUGGGAAUGGAUUAAAAAUCCCACAAUCCCUUGGCGAGAUCCUGAAAGGGUCUGGAUGAAGGCUCCACCUGGCAUCGCAAUAAUGGACUACAAAUCCCUCUUUGAUGUAAUUUCGAAGAACACAACACCUCAGUAUCAAGAACAUCGAACUCUUAUCGAAACCUUAGUGAUUAAAGAUCAUAUUCAGUCCGGGAUAACACCCUAUUGGGUUCAUAGUGCUGCUCAAUUAUCAGAUGCAUUGACAAAAAUCAUGGACUGUUUUCGACUACGAGAAUUUCUCAAGCAAUGCAAAACCUGUCUUCAUGACAUUGAUGAAACUCUAAAACAACGCGCCGAUCGAAAAGCCUUCAAAACCUGGUUGUCAGAAACGGUUUCCAACACCGUAAGCCCAUACGAAGCACUCACAUCGCCAGGAUGA
Cladocopium goreaui is the source of this 4511-nucleotide messenger RNA. The record is from the annotation of a GenBank genome assembly. NCBI's taxonomy places the organism in Eukaryota, Dinophyceae, Suessiales, Symbiodiniaceae.